AUGCCCCUUGUCAAAGCCAAAACAGAUCAGAACGACGAUACCCGCGUCCUGGGUUAUGAUCCCCUUCUCUCUCCUCACUACCUCCAGACUCAAAUUCCCUCUCCCGCUACAUCAGUCGAGACAGUCAAGUCAGGACGAAAUCAAGCCAUUGAAAUCAUUGAACAGCGCGACGAUCGUCUCCUUGUCGUUGUCGGACCAUGCUCAAUCCAUGACCCCGAAGCCGCCAUCGAAUACGCCCACCGCCUGAAAGCACUGUCCGACAAACUCGCCGGUGACCUAUGUAUUAUCAUGCGCGCCUACCUCGAGAAACCCCGUACAACAGUUGGAUGGAAGGGACUUGUCAACGACCCAGACAUCAACGAAUCCUUCAACAUCAACAAGGGACUACAAGUCUCCCGCAAGUUGUACGCAGACCUGACCAGUCUCGGCAUACCAAUUGCCAGCGAAAUGCUUGAUACCAUUUCCCCCCAGUACCUUGCCGAUUUGAUCUCCGUGGGCGCCAUUGGUGCACGCACCACUGAAUCCCAACUCCAUCGUGAGUUGGCUUCUGGUCUCAGUUUCCCCAUCGGAUACAAGAACGGCACAGACGGUAACCUAGGUGUUGCCAUUGACGCUAUCGGCGCCGCUUCGCAUCCUCACCAUUUCCUUGGUGUGACUAAAGAAGGUCUCGCAGCCAUUACCAAGACAACCGGUAAUGAGCACGGCUUCGUGAUCCUCCGCGGCGGCACAAAGGGGACCAACUAUGACCGGGAAAGCAUUAAAGCUGGACGCGAGGCUCUACGAGCCCGCAAGCAACGCGAAAUCAUGAUGGUGGAUUGUUCACACGGAAAUUCGAAGAAGGACCAUCGUAAUCAACCUCUCGUCGCGAAGGAGGUUGCUGACCAACUUCGCGAGGGUGAAAGUGCGAUUAUCGGUGUGAUGAUUGAGUCGAAUAUCAAUGAAGGCAAUCAAAAGGUUCCUCCCGAGGGCCCGUCUGGUCUCAAGAAGGGUGUUAGUAUUACUGAUGCCUGUAUUGAUUGGGAGACGACUGUGGUCGUACUUGAGGAUUUGGCUGAUGCUGUUCGUGCACGUCGUGCUACGAACAAGAGCAAGACCAAUGGAAGUGCCUAG
Molecule: messenger RNA, 1110 nt
Organism: Talaromyces stipitatus ATCC 10500
Lineage: Eukaryota; Fungi; Ascomycota; Eurotiomycetes; Eurotiales; Trichocomaceae
Product: phospho-2-dehydro-3-deoxyheptonate aldolase
Exons: 3
Coding region: 1-1110 (369 amino acids)
Biological process (GO): aromatic amino acid biosynthetic process
Cellular component (GO): cytoplasm
Molecular function (GO): 3-deoxy-7-phosphoheptulonate synthase activity
Source: RefSeq, a predicted model, not a curated record